This is a messenger RNA of Didymodactylos carnosus, 2613 nucleotides long. The record is from the annotation of a GenBank genome assembly. NCBI's taxonomy places the organism in Eukaryota, Metazoa, Rotifera, Eurotatoria, Philodinida, Philodinidae.
AUGGAUGAUUCGACCAACUACGAAAUACCAUCAGUUGCAACAAACAUAAUAAACAAUGAAGAUGCCAAGUAUAAUUAUUAUGGAUGGAAAUCAUUAAGGUUACAUUCACCACGAUUUUUAUCGAAUCAUUUAUUUGCUUACAUCAUGUUAUGUGUGUGUACAUUUGUACAAAAUUUCUCUGUUAAUGGAGCAAAUAAUGCUGUGAUAUCGACGAUUGAACAUGUUUUCUAUUUAAAUUCAGUACAAAGUGGACUUUUCCUAGCAUUGUACGAUGUAGCAACAGUUUUCUCAGCUCCACUGGUUGGCUACCUGGGUGGCCGUUAUUCAUCAACUGUUUUUUUCUCGCUCAAUAUGCUAAUUGUUGGUUGUGGCAAUUGGUUAAUAGCCAUUUCUAAUUUUGUUGGUACUAAUAUUAAUUUUAACAAACUUAUAGAGCAGGGUUCAGAUGAUUCGACACUUGACAAUGUUCUUUUUCAAUGUCGAAAAGAUCCAUUCAAUUUAACUAUAACGGACAUAAUGUGUACACAAAAACUUCUCUCAGAACAACAACACUCAUCAAAUGCCAAAAUUUUACUUUACAUAGGAAAUUUUGUUAAUGGAAUUGGUAGUGUAGCAUUAUUUAGUAUUGGUAUUGCGUAUAUCGAACGUAUAUUUCCAAAAGAGAAAGCUGCUUAUUGUCAAGGUAUCUAUUUUGCCGUGGGAACCGUAGGAGGUGCACUAGGCAUUGUUGUCACCGGUCGUUUUUUGUUAUUGUACACAAAAUUAACACCUCGUUCGAAAUUACCAUUCUGGUUAACACCUCAUCAUCCAUUGUGGAUUGGAUGUUGGUGGUUACCUUAUAUUAUUUAUGGAACAAUAUGUAUCCUCAUUGGAUUAUUCAUGUCAGGACUACCCAAUUAUGAAAAACCAGGAAGACAAGAAGAAGUGGAUAAAAUACCAACAUUAUCCGAACAGCAACACACACAAGAUAUUCUUUCCGAGGAUCAAACUGGUUUGUAUCCUUCUGCUACCACUGUCGACCCAUUUUCUCUGCAUCAUUUCCAUCCUCAUCAUAAUCAUGUUUUCCGAGAUGAUGCCAUGUUACCGACAUUAGAAACAAUUGUCGCAGAAUAUCGACUACAAAAUCUAUCUGUUAGGAAACGACAUUCACAGGCCAGAUUAUCGAAUGUAUACUCGCCUAUCAUUACGCCAAUUACAACUGAUCACGAUUCAGAUUUUGUUAAUGGAACAACAAAUAAUGGAUUUAUUAAUCAUGCCUAUUCAUCAGGUAAUCAAUUUAACACAUCCUUUGUAGAUAGGUUAGUACUGAUGAACGCUAUAGAUGAUCGCAAUAAUCUGCCCCGCGACAUGCGAUCCAUCACAGAUACUGAGGACUUUCCUAUAAAGCGGAAAUAUACACUCUACAAUGAAGUACCGCAAACUCAACCACGGACUACAUCGACUCCAUCUUCAUUUGUUCGUCAUUUAAAUCAUUCAAUUGAAUCUGAUCUAUCGACAACGACAACAUUAAUAGCACCAUCGGUUUCUACAGAUGUCAUUUCCACGAAUGAUGAUGUUUUACUAUCAUCACAAAAAAAUCAAACAGGAUUACGAUUAUCCACAUUAGAAGAAAAAAAUACGAAUUCUAUAUCAAAACCAAAAUUAUUCACAUCAGUACCAAACAUAAAGAGAAAGAAGACUGAUAGAGGAAGUUUUGUUCCAUUUAUAACAAAAUACUUUGAAUAUCAACAUCAAGUUGAUACAUCAACAGCAACAUUAAUAACGGGUUCCAUCGCUCUUUUAUCUGUGAUUGUCGGUUGCCCAACUGGUGCUUAUUUUAUAAAUCGUUUCAAAUGGACACCUAUGCAUUGUGCACGAGCAUGUGCCAUCGUUCUCACAGCCACUUCACUCUUAUUUCUCUUUCUCAUGCUUUCUUGUCCUGAACUCAAGUUUCAACAACAUACACCGUGUCUUCAACAAAAUCAACAAUGUUGUGAACGAUUGUAUCAUCCUGUGUGUUUAGUAUCCGAUUCAAGUCAAAUGUUUCUCUCACCAUGUCAUUUCGGCUGCACACAAGAAAGUUCAUCACCACAAAAUAAAAGCACUUAUUACACGCAAUGUAACUGUGCGAGCUCAACAGUAACCCUUAGUGAAUCAGCAUGUACAUUUAAGGCAAUACCAUGUAAAAUUGUAUUCAUAUUGACAUUAUUUGGUGCAGCUGUUGUUGUCUUCUUCACUGCCUUCAUUCAAGUACCAAUGUUACGUGUUUUACUUUAUUCCGUUCCAGUCGUUCAUCAGACCGUUGCUUUGGGUCUUCGUCAAACCAUCGUUCGCGUUUUAGGUCAAACAAGUGGUCCAUUACUAUUUGGUUUUGUAUUUGAUGAAUCUUGUAUAGUAUGGCAAAGAGAUUGUUAUCAUCGACGUGUGUGCAAGGUAUAUAAUAAUCGUCAAAUGGGUAUGUCAAUGGCACUGUCCGGUUUUGUAUCACGUCUCAUAUCGAGUAUGGCAUGUGUAGUAGUAUUUAUUAAUUGGCAAUGGAAACAUCCACACGAUGGUGAAGAGAAUAGAAAAAGUGACGAAAAUAAACUGGGAAUAGUAGAAAUGGAACAAAAUAUGGAAAAUACAAGAUUAUAG